Messenger RNA from Amborella trichopoda, 1683 nucleotides. The record is from RefSeq and is a predicted model, not a curated record. Lineage: Eukaryota; Viridiplantae; Streptophyta; Magnoliopsida; Amborellales; Amborellaceae.
AUAAUUUAUCUGUUAAUGAGUGUAAUCAUGCUGCAUAACUAACAAUAUAGAAACACGGCUCCUUUACUUAACCGAUUGUUGCUUCCAAAUGUUACAUAAAUGCCACAAGGAGAGAUUUCCUCUGAGAGAGAGUUUCCGAGCAGCUGCUAGUGCAGAGAGAGAGAGGGAGGGAGAGUUUCUCAGAGAGGUUUCAGAGCAACUGUCAGAGUAGAGAGAGAGAGAGAGAGAGUUCCUCAUAGAUUUUGGCACCUGUGAGUGUGGGGAGAGAGGUCCCUCUUUUUUGUUGGGAGUUGUGGGGGAAAAGUAGUGAUUUUUGACCGAGGAAAGCAGAGUUUUGAGUUUUACUAAUCCAAAAGAAAGGGAAGAAGCCUCUCUAUCUCUAUCUCUCUCUCUCUUUCUGUGUGUGUGUGGAAAUCAUAUUAUAUGUAAGUUUAUCGGAAAGUGGUCACUCAGAAGUGCAAAAGCAGAGAGCUUAUCGACAGGAAAGAAACAAAAGUAUUUCUCGGAAGCAUUAAAACCCUCAAUCUCUGCUUCUUCGCGUUCUAUGUAGUCGUAUGUCACCUAGCAGCGCUCAUUUACAGUGGCCUCUCUCUCUUUCUCUCUCUCUCUCUCCACUCUCAUUCCUAAACAGAAGUGGUGUCUCUCACUCUAAACUGCAACAGAAUGUCUACUGCAGCCAUGUACAGGGACCCCAAUCAACCGAUAGAAGAGAGGGUGAAAGAUCUCAUGGCACGCAUGACUCUAACAGAGAAAGCAGCUCAGAUGGCCCAGAUCGAACGGUCAGUAGCCACUUCUGAAGCCAUCAAGCACCUAUCCAUAGGAAGCAUUCUUAGUACACCUGGACCCAGUGUCUCAGCUCAAGAAUGGGUGGAAAUGGUGGACGGUUUCCAGAGAUUCGCACUCGAAUCACGACUCUCCAUACCCAUAAUCUAUGGCACUGAUGCUGUUCAUGGCCACAACAACUGCUAUGGAGCAGCUAUCUUUCCCCAUAACAUUGGCCUUGGGGCCACAAGAGACCCAGAUUUAGCUCGGAGAAUUGGGGAAGCAACUGCAACUGAACUUCGUGCCACAGGGAUCCACUUUACAUUUGCUCCAUGUGUUGAUGUUUGCAGAGAUCCAAAAUGGGGAAGAUGCUAUGAGAGUUAUGGUGAAGACACAGAAAUAGUGAGUAGCUUGACCAGCAUAGUCUGGGGCUUGCAAGGAUCACCAGCCCCUGAUCACACUAAGGGCCACCCUUAUAUUGCUGGAAGGAAAAAUGUCAUUGCUUGCAUGAAACAUUUUGUUGGAAAUGGAGGCUCAGAAGGAGUCAAUGAGGGAAACACAGUGUUAAGCAUUGAAGAACUAAAGAGUGUUCAUAUGAAACCUUUCAUAGACUGCCUUGAUCGUGGGAUUUGCACAGUCAUGGCCUCUUAUACAUGCUGGAACUCUGUGAAGAUGCAUUCUAACCAUUUUCUCCUCACCCAAGUUCUCAAAGAGCAAUUGGGUUUCAAGGGGUUCUUGAUCUCGGACUGGGAAGGUAUAGAUGAGCUUUGUGAGCCUUAUGGCUCAGACUACCGCUUAUGCAUUAAGACAUCAAUCAAUGCUGGGAUAGACAUGGUUGGUGCGAAUUUCAGAUCUGUUUAUCUCUCUCUCUCUCUCUCUCUCUCUUUAUAUAUAUAUAUAUAUAUAUAUAUAUAUAUAUAA